Messenger RNA from Cutaneotrichosporon oleaginosum, 2474 nucleotides. RefSeq lists its product as uncharacterized. Gene Ontology annotation, biological process: exocytosis; intracellular protein localization; Golgi to plasma membrane transport. NCBI's taxonomy places the organism in Eukaryota, Fungi, Basidiomycota, Tremellomycetes, Trichosporonales, Trichosporonaceae. Gene Ontology annotation, cellular component: exocyst. The record is from RefSeq and is a predicted model, not a curated record.
CGUGACGUCUCUCACUGAGCACCUGCGUUAUCCACCAUCAUGGCGUCUCUUCGCCGGCCGUCCCAGUUCUUCGGCUCGAAGUCCGACUUCAGCGUGCCGCGGCCCCGCGCGCCGCGCGUAGGCGACCCAGGGCGCAAGAGAGAUGCGCGUCAGAGCAAGGUCGAGGAGAAGAUGAAGACGCGGCGCAUGAGUCGUUACGCCGGGCCAGACUUUGGCGUUGGAGCAAGCGGCGAUGACUUCCUGUCAUCAGACCCGUACCAGUUCACGCUUGAUGUCGCGCCGCCGAUCAUGGAGGCCGAUGAGUAUGCCGAGGAGCCAGAAAGCCUUCAACCAGUACGCUCCGCGCGCCCGACCACAACGUACCAGCGCCCAUCUCCGGCGGCUGUCAACUUGCAACUCGAUGAUGACGACGAUGAUGAGAUCCAAGAGCGCAAUGAGCUGCAAGAUGAGCAGAUCCGGCCGCGAGCCCAGGAGGAAUGGGAUUUCAGCGAGCUUGGCAAGGAUGAUUUCGAUCUCCAGGCUUACCUUCGCAGAACUCUGGCUGGGGCGGACGAGCAGGAGAAGAGGCGAUUGGUGGCUGCACUGCAGCGUAAGAAGGAGGAGACGACCAGGGACCUCCGCCAAACGGUCAUUAAGAAUUACGCCGAGUUUGUCAACGUUUCCAAAGAGAUGAUGACGCUUGAGAACGACAUGAUUGAGCUAAAGGAGUUGCUCACGGAGUGGAAAACGGUCCCCCAACUCAUGGGCAUGGACGAUUCCCUCGCACCGACACUGAACAUGGACGGCACUGUGGAGCGUCACAGGUCUAGAAGGAACUCGCCUCGCGACCUGCACCAGAUGUUCCGCGCACAGCUGAGUAACCUAUGGUCUACAGUCGAGGGAUCCCAGAAGUUCAUUCCGCAGACACCAGGCCGCCGUUUGGUGUUUGAGACGCACGGCUUCAUCGAACUCAAUCCUGCGACCUAUAAGGCAAAGCAGAACGUAAGCCUGUUCCUGCUGAACGACAUGCUCUUAGUGGCUGGGCGCAGACGCGUCAAGGCCAGCGGCGUGGCGAAUGGCAGUAGCGAGCCAGACCAAGGACGCAUGGUGGCAGACAGGUGCUGGGUGCUCGCGGACUUGCAGAUCACGGACGUAAAGGACACAGGGGAUCUCACAAACGCUCUCAAAGUUAAGCGAGGGAAGGACAUCUUCGUUUUCCGCUGCGCAAAAGCGGAGGACAAGAAGGGCCUGCUGGCGGCGCUGCGACAAGUCUCGCAGGACCUGCUCGAGAAGAGACGCAAGGAUAGCGAAGCUGAGCAGGAGCGGCGGCGAUCGAUGUGGCAAGGCGACGCGGCUAACGCCCGCAUGACGCGCAUGUCCUUGUUCGUGAGCGGAGAGCAGUUGGGAGGGCGCCCGUUGUCAACGAUCGGCACGUCGCUGGCCGACUCGAAAGAUCUGUUGUGGAUCGACGAGUUCGCCGACGACUUGACAAUGGCGAUUGCGACUCAGGACUGGAACGAGAGCGUCAAGCUUGUCGAGCGCGGGCAGGAUCUUAUGCGCACCGUUUCCAACAAUGCCGAAGCAUCGGAAAUGUUACAAUAUCGCCUUGACACCUUACGGCCCACGGUCAUCCAGAAGAUUGCGCUGGACCUCAGCUCGCCGGAUAUCCGCAAGACGAGUGCCGCCCGUCUCAUCGCCUUUCUAACGCGGCUGGACCGCGCUGAGUUAGCCCGCGAUACUUUCCUGAAAGCCCGACACGACCUGGUGGUGCGCCUGGUGCGCUCGAUCAAGCACGAAGGCGACAUUAGCCUGUACAUCAACGAGCUGGCAGUGGUAUGCUUCACUGUCCUGCGCCACACAAGCGAUUGGUACAUUAAUGCGUUUCAGGAUAAUCGCAUGGCCUCGGGCUUCGUGAGCUGGGCCAAAGAGCAGAUCGAGUACUUUGGCGACAUCUUUCGUCGACAGGUCUAUGCGCCGGCGAUCGACAAACAAACUGUUGAGGAAUGCGUCCGCGUGACAUCGAGUGCCAACCGCAAGCUUCUGCGCGAUGUCGGGCUCGAUUUCACCUUCCUGAUCGAAGCACUGACUGCGCCGCCCGAUGCUCCUGCCUCGAAUCGCCAGACGGCUCACGGUUUCCGCCCGGAGAUGGCCAACUUUGUCCCCUCCAUCCCAACCGUUCCGAGCCCCGCUUGGUCGGGUGCUUCCCUGCCUACGCCGAGCCCCGAACCGGAGCUGCGCGGUACCACCGCCCCGCUUGCGAUUCCCCGCCGUCCCAGCCGCGAUGCUACCCUCGCUCCCGCCCCGCCCAGCGCUAUGCGGUCAGGAAGCAGUACGAGCGUCAAUUCGGUCAGCUCCGGGAGCCGCAGCCCUGGGAAUGUGCCCCGCCCUCCGCCGCGUAGUGAGCGGCGCUCACGCCCUCCUCCUCCUCGCCCAGAGUAGAGUGAUGGCUGUAUAGAUGCAUCGUAGUCGCUUAUGAAGUCACACGCAUCCACCUU